Lotus japonicus is the source of this 1800-nucleotide messenger RNA. RefSeq names its product alkane hydroxylase MAH1-like. Gene Ontology annotation, molecular function: monooxygenase activity; heme binding; oxidoreductase activity, acting on paired donors, with incorporation or reduction of molecular oxygen. The transcript has a single exon. Bases 41 to 1540 code for a protein of 499 amino acids. The record is from RefSeq and is a predicted model, not a curated record. NCBI's taxonomy places the organism in Eukaryota, Viridiplantae, Streptophyta, Magnoliopsida, Fabales, Fabaceae.
CAUCAUACUACACAUUCUACAACAUUCUUGAGUCCACCAAAUGAUAAUCCUUGAAUGUAUUGCAAUAUUUGCAGCCAUUCUCUUCUUUAUAUUCAUCAACAAUUGGAGGUUCAACAGACAUGUAAUCAUCCCAAAUUGGCCAAUCACUGGCAUGCUGCCAGCGAUUUUGAAUAAUCUACGAGAUAUCCAUGAAUUUGUAACUUUGGUUUUGAAACACCAUGGAGGCACUCUACGAUUUGAAGGACCUUGGCUCACAAACACCAAUUUCAUCAUUACCAGCGAUCCCAUGAACGUGCACUACAUCACAAGCAAGAACUUCCGCAACUACGGGAAAGGCUCCGAUUUCAUUGACAUUUUCGAAAUUUUCGGAGGUGGUAUUUUCAAUACUGAUUCUCAUGAAUGGAAAAAACAGAGGUCAGUGCUCCAUGCAUUUUUCAAAAACAGAAGCUUUGAGAACUUCCUUCAACAAUUCAUUGUGAAGAAGGUUGAGAGUUCCCUACUCCCAUUUCUUGAUCAUGCAUCCAAAGUAGAAUCACAGGUGGAGUUACAAGAUAUCUUUGGGAGGUUUGCUUUUGAUACAACUUGCACCAUUCUAUUUGGAAGUGAUCCUCAUUGCCUCCCUAACAAGUUCACUCAUUAUCAGCUAUCAGAUCUUGAUUAUCUUAAGGCUAUACAUAUUAUUGAGGAUGUACAAUUCUACAGGCACAUCACUCCAGCAUGUGUAUGGAAGCUGCAAAAGUGGCUACAAAUCGGUCCAGAGAAAAUGUACAAGGUAGCCCAAAAAAAUAUUUACCAAUUCUUGCAUGAGUGUAUCGCACAUUCCAAAAUUGAAAAAAGUGGAAAAAACUUGCUAGAAGAGUUAAUAAAGGAAGAAGAUGGAAUAGGGGAAUCAAUGGAUGAGAAAUAUCUUAGAGACAUUGCAAUGAACCUCUUGAUAGCUGGAAAUUCUACAAUCAGUGCAGGUCUAAGUUGGUUCUUUUGGCUUGUCUCAACUCAUCCAAAUGUGGAAGCUAAAAUUCUUCAAGAGAUCAAAGACAAUUUUUCAAUCAAACAAGAAAAUUGGAUUCCUUCAAGUGUGGAGGAUCUUGGUAAGCUGGUUUACCUCCAUGGAGCUAUAUGUGAAGCCUUGAGGCUUUUUCCUCCCGUACAAUUUGAACACAAGUGUGCCAUCGAAUCGGAUAUACUUCCUAGUGGAGACCGUGUCGAUGCGAAUAUGAAAGUUAUAUACUCUUUGUAUUCGAUGGGAAGGAUGGAACACAUUUGGGGAGAAGAUUGCUUGGAUUUUAAGCCUGAGAGAUGGAUAUCUGAGAGAGGACACAUUGUCCACAUGCCAUCUUACAAGUUCAUAACGUUUAAUGCAGGGCCUAGAAGUUGUUUGGGUAAAGACAUCGCCCUCAUUGAAAUGAAGAUGGUUGCAGCUGCUAUACUCCUCAAGUUUCGCAUACAGGUGGUGGAUGGUCAUCCUGUAACACCAAGGAUUUCUGUUAAUCUUCGCAUGAAAUAUGGCUUGAAGGUCAAAGUUACUAAAAGAUGCAUCUAAUUUCAAUAUAAGUUUUACUGCAUUUAUUCGUUUGUUGUAAGUGUUUUGAUAAACUUUUGAUUUGUUUUGCCUAGACUAUUUGCAGUUGUUUCAUUAAGCCAUGGGACUUUCAAUAAUGUAAUAAUGUACUUCUAGUAUUUGUCUAUGUACGUAUGGUUCAAUAAAAUCACUUCCAUUGGUUAUGUUGUUAGCAUGAUGGAGCUAUUCCUGAAUCUCGAAUUAUGAUGUACUAUGCUUAGCAUUAUCUUGUUAUAUGAGGG